AUGUUAAGCAGUUGGACCAAACAUUUUCUUCAUUGUACCUUAUUGGUGUUUGUAAUAUCAAUAUUUGAAAUCUGGUCGGGAGGUGUUAAACUAUCAGCAGAUGUUCAAAAUACUUAUAAUUUUAAUCCAUGGGAACGCUAUGGUUUUAUUUGGUGCUUUAUGUUGUAUCUACUACGAUGUUUGACCUUCUUACCAUUACCACAAGUACUAUUGAAUUUUGGCGGUCUUACACUGUAUAAUGCUUUUCAAGACAAAGUCGUUCUAAAAGGAUCACCUUUGUUGGCUCCAUUUAUAUGCAUACGUAUAGUCACGAGAGGAGAUUAUCCUCAGUUAGUCAAAGCAAAUGUUGCCCGUAAUAUGGCUCGAUGUUUGGAAACUGGAUUGGAAAAUUUCAUUAUUGAAGUAGUGACAGAUAAAAGUAUUGGUCUUCCUGUACAUAGGCGUAUAAGGGAAGUGGUUGUUCCAAAAUCAUAUAAGACAAAGACGGGUGCACUUUUUAAAUCACGAGCCCUUCAAUUUUGUUUGGAAGACAAUGUAAAUAUUUUGGCAGAUUGUGAUUGGGUUGUACAUUUAGAUGAAGAAACCCUAUUGACAGAAAAUUCAAUUAGAGGUGUAUUAAAUUUUGUCUUGGAUGGUAAACAUCAGUUUGGCCAGGGUCUAAUAACAUAUGCAAAUGAAGAAGUAGUAAAUUGGUUCACAACCUUAGCAGAUAGUUUCAGAGUAGCUGAUGAUAUGGGUAAACUUCGAAUUCAACUUUCAAUGUUUCAUAAGCCACUUCUAAGUUGGAAAGGAUCAUAUGUUGUCACCCAAUUGGGUGCAGAGCGUCAUAUUUCAUUUGAUAAUGGCUUGGAUGGAUCAAUUGCAGAAGAUUGUUUUUUUGCCAUGCGAGCUGCUAAAGAAGGCUAUACAUUCAAUUUUGUGGAAGGAGAAAUGUGGGAAAAAUCACCAUUUUCACUAUGGGAUUUUAUCCAACAACGUAAACGUUGGCUUCAAGGUAUUCUAUUAGUAGUCCAUUCAGCGGCCAUUCCUUCAAAAACAAAAAUUUGGUUAGCUUUAUCAUGUUAUUCAUGGGUGACAUUGCCGCUGUCUACUUCUAAUUUAGUUUUAGCUAGAUACUUUCCAAUUCCAUGUCCUGCAAUCAUGGAUUUUGUUUGUGCAUUUAUCGCCGGUGUCAAUAUUUAUAUGUACAUAUUUGGUGUAGUGAAAUCUUUUUCAUUAUAUCGUUUUGGUGUCCUAAAAUUUACAUUAUGCAUAAUAGGAGCACUGUGUACUAUACCUUUUAACGUAAUAAUUGAAAAUGUUGCAGUUAUAUGGGGGCUUUUUGGCAACAAGUACAAAUUUUAUGUUGUACAUAAAGAAAUCAAACCACUUGUCACUGUGUAA
This is a messenger RNA of Macrosiphum euphorbiae (potato aphid), 1383 nucleotides long. The record is from the annotation of a GenBank genome assembly. Lineage: Eukaryota; Metazoa; Arthropoda; Insecta; Hemiptera; Aphididae.